CUAAGUCUGUGUUGUAAACACAGUAAAGCACGUGUUUUCUUAUAAUUCGCUCAAAUUAAUUAUCAAACAUAAAUUAUUUACAAUGGUUAAAAUUGCAAAAAAUAAACUACAGAAGCCACAAGCUAAGCCUGAGAACGAUGUGGUAAUUUUACCUCCUUGGCGAAUGUCUGACGAACCAGCACCAAAACAGGUAAAAUGGAUAAAUAGACAAAGAGUUUUGGUGUUUGCGACUCGGGGCAUUAACCAUCGCCACCGGCAUGUGAUGGAAGAUAUAAAAAAAUUAAUGCCACAUCAUAAAACUGAAUCCAAGAUGGAAAGAAGCAAAAACUUGUAUGUGGUCAAUGAAAUCAGCGAGAUGAAAAACUGCAAUAAGUGCUUAUUAUUUGAAGGUAGAAAGAUGAGAGACUUAUAUUUAUGGAUGUCUAACAUACCCAAUGGACCUAGUGUAAAAUUUUUAGUUGAAAAUGUCUACACCAUGGCGGAAUUGAAAAUGACUGGUAAUUGUUUAAGGGGUUCUAGGCCUUUGCUCUCAUUUGACCCUCAAUUCACAAAGGAACCACAUCAUAUGCUGCUCAAAGAAUUGCUCACUCAAAUUUUCGGUGUACCCAAUCACCACCCUAAAAGUCAACCAUUUUUCGACCAUGUCUAUACUUUCAUGAUUUUGGACAAUAGAAUUUGGUUCAGAAAUUAUCAGAUAUUAUCAGAAGAUGGUGCAUUAGCUGAAAUUGGACCGAGAUUUGUUUUAAAUCCUGUAAAAAUAUUUUCUGGCUCAUUUGGUGGAAUGACUUUAUGGGAAAACCCAAAGUACAUUAGCCCGGCUAAACUUCGACAGGCAUACUCAAAGAAGGCUGCUCAUAAAUAUGAGCGAAGAAUUGAAAAAAAAGUUCUUUAUGAAUCAACAAAACCUGAAACUGGCUAUCCUGAUAUAGAGGGAGCAGACUUUUUCAAAGGAGAUCCAAUGGAGAAAGCAAAGGAAGUUGUUGUAAAAGAGGAAGAAUCGGAGAAAUCCUCAGAAGAAGAUAAUUUAGUGGAAAAUAUUGCACCUAAAAACAAAGGAAAGGCCAAACCAGACAUGGCCAUCAGACGCAAACAACUCAAGGCGAAAAGCAAGGCUAUUUCUGACCAAAUAAAAAAGAGGAAACAAUUUAAAAAGAAAAAACCCUUAAAAUGUCCUCAUUAAUUAAAAUAAAACAAUAUUGUUACACACCAAAUA
Messenger RNA from Diatraea saccharalis (sugarcane borer), 1213 nucleotides. Lineage: Eukaryota; Metazoa; Arthropoda; Insecta; Lepidoptera; Crambidae. The record is from the annotation of a GenBank genome assembly.